Messenger RNA from Drosophila teissieri, 2682 nucleotides. RefSeq lists its product as uncharacterized. NCBI's taxonomy places the organism in Eukaryota, Metazoa, Arthropoda, Insecta, Diptera, Drosophilidae. The record is from RefSeq and is a predicted model, not a curated record. The transcript has a single exon. Bases 100 to 2682 code for a protein of 860 amino acids.
UUAAGUCUUAUGUGCAUUACUCUCCUAAACAGUUCACACACACUUUUCACUUUUACACAAAUUUUGGUAUAGUUUAUACGAGAUAUUGCUAGCUUUUCAAUGGAAAGUGGCCAACAAGAUGACGAGACAGAUUUCCUGUUCGAUAUUGUGGUCACUAACGUGGAGUUGAACAAGCCAGUCAAGGAACCCGAAGAACUGCAGGUGCAAGUCAAGUUCGGUGGUGUCAAUGUCCGAAUCACAUCCAGUCGUAUAAACGUGCAGGAUUUCGAGGCCAACAGAGUGACCGAGUUCACCAUUAGUCCAUCUGCACUGCGACGGACCCUGGAGGAUCAGGGAAUGCAGAUAUCCGCCCGACAUGCGGGCUCAACUUUGGGCAGUAAUGUGCUGCUCUUUCCGGACACCUUUAUUGAUAAAAUAGACCCCAAAAUGAACGACCUCUAUUUCGAGGAUACAAUAAAUCUAAUGCGCCGAGUUGACUGCGUUGGCACCAUCAGCAUUCGACUAGUACUGAUCGUCAAGUGCACAGAUCUGGACAUCAUUAAGGAACCGCGAAGGUCCAGUUCCCGUCGAUCUUCCCGAAAGUCCUCUGCAGUGGAGAUCCCUCCCAAAAAGGUGGUACCCAAACAAAGUUGCCAAGGACUGGGUAGGACAUUUAACCUCCAGGACGUGAUGUUCGUCAUCGGUGAUCCCGAUCCGCUGCUCAAGAUUCCAUCAGAACCGUGCUCGGAACUUCCGUUUGAAGAAGGGGAUGUGCGUCUGGAUCUGGACCUAGAGCGCUAUAAGAGCUUGGAAAAUCGUCGCAUACCAGAUAACGAACCCUGUCCCGAGGAGAACCCCUCGAUUGGUCAACUCAGGCAGCUGACACUUCAUUACUCAAGGAUCAUUGGAAUGGUAUCAGAGAAAAUUAACCAGAUGAAUAUGCCUUCUAGCUCGGUGGAUCCCCCAUCGGAGAAGAGUGCUCCGAUUUCAAACGCACCCAUGGAUCCAGCAGAAGAGCGUAAAAUACCAGUUCCUGUGAAAGAUGACACCGACAACGAUGUAAAUCCCAUUCGUUUUUGCCCCAUUUGCUUGUGUCCCAUGUCCUGGCUACCGAAAUAUGCCAAAUGCCCCAAAUGCCAUGCAACUGCUCUUCCUGUGCUGGAAGAACAUCACAGCCGUCAAUUAACUGCGGAUGAGAUUGUAGAAGAGCAGCUGGUGAAGCCAAAACAUGAAGAAUCCGAAGAGAUUGGCUGUAAGUCGUGCCAAGUCCCGAUUAUAAAAACCAAGCCAUUAAAGAAAAAGAAGAAACCUGAAUUGGGCCAACCCGUUCAGAGCUCUGAAUCUGAGUCUGACGAGGAGUGUCCUCCAUGCCGCUGCACUUGCUCCGCCGGAAAGACUUGCGCCCAUUGCCGCAUUCGCAGAAUGUGCGAGGAUGUUUUUAAUGGUGAGAACUCCGCAAGAAUUCCGCAAGAGCAGGAGCGGCAUGUAAAGGUGCCCAGUCCCCGCGAAGACGAGGAUUUCUGUGUGAUCACAAACCCCAUUAACGAUCGUCCCUACCUCUCCAGAGUUUUAAACGAGCUCAAGGAUCUGUAUCAUCUGCACGACACCAAGAAGCUGCUGGACAUGCAGCAGCGCUGCGAAUCGCAAACCCUACUGCCAAUUGACAGUAGACCUUCCAUCAGCCUUAGGCAUUCCCCCAAUUCCUUUGAUCCCCACAUUCCCGGUACUUUGAGUCGCCAGACGGCGGGGCACAAGACCUGUUUGCCGGAGACACACUGUGUUCCUCGUCGGCACGGUUGGGAUUGGCCACGAUCCUGGUUGGCCAGGAAGUACGGUUGGAGGCCGGGGGCCAUUCUUCGAGCAGCUAGUCAGGUGAUGCGCUUCUUCCUGAUGCGCAAGACGAAUCGUGGCGACCAAUGUGGAAAAGACAAGCGGGAACGCAGCGGCCAGCCAAUACUUAAUAUUUGCAAACAGGACGGAGUGAUAUUUGUCACCCUUCGCGCCCUGGCCACUUCGGAGAUGAAACAGAGACCCAUAACCUUCCGCAUUGUGAAGAGCGAACUGGCGGUGGCCCUGCGUCAGAUUAAGCGCGCUUUGAAGGAUCAGGGCUUCAGGAAGUGCACUUGCCACAAGUCCCUGAUGCUGUGCACCUGUCGCGAUGCCUUGGAGAAGUUCGAGCUCAACAAGGCACUGAAAAUCGAGUGCCAGCGACGAAUCAUGGAACCCUGUCCCGAGCACUUGGUGCUCACCGACACGAGCAUCAGUGACCUCGAGUUCAACCUGGAUGUUACUCCGCCAACAGGAACACGAUGGCCGAGGAGUGAAGCCCUCCGGAACGUGGUGAACCAUGGCACACAGACUCAAAAGAAAGGGAUACCAUCUAUAGAACCCAAGUACCCAGUGCCCGAUAGUAACUAUUGGAGGGCCUUUGAUUGCGCAGCUGGAGAUCACUAUAUGGGCACUGCCUUCGGGGACAAUCUGGAGACCGUGUUCGAGGAUGGCAUAUUUGGAUAUGAAGGCGGAGGUCAGCAUGGCAAAGCUCCCGGUCGGCGAGAUCCAAGGGUUUGGGGAAAGCGUACAGGUGCACCAAUGCCAAUUGGCACCGCUCCUGAUCAAAUCGAUCCAUAUAGGUUCACCCGAACUGUUUGGAAGUCACUUCCAAAGAAUAUUGUUCGCCAAAUGCACACAAAUCGCAAACUGUAG